Molecule: messenger RNA, 285 nt
Organism: Protopolystoma xenopodis
Lineage: Eukaryota; Metazoa; Platyhelminthes; Monogenea; Polystomatidea; Polystomatidae
Source: the annotation of a GenBank genome assembly
AUGCCAGACCCCGUGUUGCCACGUCCUAACGAAAAACCUCUCUUUUCUCUCCUUUGUCUGAUUGUUGCUGCCUGGCAACCGGCUGCAGGCUCCACCCAGUACUUGUACAACCUGAUCACGUGUCGUCUGGCGCUGAACGGCAACCAAGACAACUCUUAUCUGACGGUCAUCUCACAAGAUGGCCUCAUGUUCGGCAUCAUCAACAUCAUCGGUGAGUUGGCCGUCGUUAGGCAGCCAAGUUCUUCGCCCAGUCUGCCCAAAAAGGACCGACACCGGCGCUGCUGA